AUGCUCUUUCCUGGAGAAGCACAAUUCCCUCUCCUUCGUGACUGUCUCAUUCAUUUUACAUGCUCUUUUCCUGGAAAGGCUUUAAUUCCUCUCCUUCGUGACUCUCUUUCCUGGAAAAGCUUUAAUUCCUCUCUUCGUGACUCUCAUUCAUUUUUACAUGCUCUUUCCUGGAGAAAAGCUUUUGUUCCUCUCCUUCGAGACUGUCUCAUUCAUUUUACAUGCUCUUUCCUGGAGAAAGGUUUUAUUCCUCUCCUUCGUGACUGCUUUAAUUCCCUCUCCUUCGUGACUGUCUCAUUCAUUUUUACAUGCUCUUUCCUGGAAAAGCUUUUAAUUCCUCUCCUUCGUGACUGUCUCAUUCAUUUUACAUGCUCUUUUUCCUGGAAAGGCUUUAAUUCCUCUCCUUCGUUACUGUCUCAUUCAUUUUACAUACUCUUUCCUGGAGACUGUCUCCCAUUUAGUCCUCUCUUUCGUGACUGUCUAUUUCAUUUUACAUACUUUAGUUCCUCUCUCCUGGACUCUUUCUUGAAAAGCUUUCUAAUUCCUCUCCUUCGUGACUGUCUCAUUCAUUUUACAUGUCUUUUUUUCUGGAAAGCUUUAAUUCCUCUGUGUUUCUCAUUCAUUUUACCUCUUCCUUCGCUUUAA
Molecule: messenger RNA, 642 nt
Organism: Acanthosepion pharaonis
Lineage: Eukaryota; Metazoa; Mollusca; Cephalopoda; Sepiida; Sepiidae
Source: the annotation of a GenBank genome assembly